CUCACCCGCCGUGAACGACGGGACGUACGGGAGAGACUCCGGUAGCUUGGAAAGUAGGGAAUCUCUAUAAGAACGCUGGUUUCAUCCUUAAGGCCAAAGUAGCUCAACUCAAGGAGCACGCCUGUUUCAUCAAAUAUGGCUUCAGUUAUACUAGGAAUCCUUCUAAUACUCGUUCCACUUCCCCUUUCCGCCAAAGCUCAGACCCACGGCAACUUGACCCUGGGCUCCUCGUUGACGGCGAACGACCAGAACUCUUCCUGGCUCUCGCCGUCGGGUGAGUUCGCCUUCGGGUUCCGGAGAAUGGGAAGAGGAGCUCAUUUGUUGGCUAUAUGGUUCGAGAAGAUAGAGGACAAGACCAUUGUCUGGUCGAAGAGCGAUAAUUUAGCGCCAGAAGGCUCGAAGAUCCAGUUGACCACCGGCAGCCGACUGGUGCUAGCCGACCCAAAUGGAGGAGAGUUGUGGUCUCCUAGCCUGACUGUCGCUGGUAUAGCGUAUGCGGCCAUGCUCGACACGGGGAACUUUGUCCUAGUUGGCCAGAACGACGUCAACUUGUGGGAGACGUUCAGCCAACCAACCGACACGAUACUGCCUACGCAACGGUUAGUUAAUGGGACUAAAGUCAACGCUCGCUCCUCCAAAAUGAAUUACUCUGCCGGGAGAUUCAACUUUAAGCUAGGAGAGGACGGAAAUCUCGCAUUCAAUGCCACUCCUGACCCGUUGAAUGACGGGUCAGAUAUCUACUGGCGCAGCAACACCACAGGUAGCGGCUUCCAGUUGAUAUUCCAUCAAAGUGGUCAGGUGUACCUCGCGGCUAAGAAUGGAACACUGCUCAAAGUCAUCACCUCAGACACAGGCCCAACCAGUGAGUUUUACCAAAGAGCGAUCCUUGAAUACGACGGGGUAUUCAGGCAAUAUAUCCACCCUAAGACGGCAAAUUCAAGUUCUGGCUGGCCAAUGCGCUGGUCGAUGGUCUCUUCCCCGGUCCCUUCAAAUAUAUGCAAGAUCGUCCAAAAUAUUGGCAGUGGAGCUUGUGGCCUCAACAGCUAUUGUACUCUUGAAGGAGAUGAUAAGAGGCCUCGAUGCCUCUGCCCACCUGGAUAUACUCUUUUAGAUUCAACGAACGAGAUGAACGGAUGCAUACAGGAAUUCGCACCACAGAAUUGUAAUGGAAGUAGGCGUGAAACAGACCAGUUCGAUUUCCAUGAAAUGUCCACUAUAGACUGGCCACAGUCUGAUUAUGAGCAUAGCGCGGCACUAACCGAGGACCAGUGCAGAGAGGCUUGCUUGGCUGAUUGUUUUUGCGCAGUUGCUAUUUUCAAUCGCGAAACUUGCUGGAAAAAGAAGCUCCCUCUUUCCAAUGGAAGGAUGGAUCCUAGUGAGCCUGGAACAGCUCUGAUUAAGUUCAGGAUAAAUAACUCGACUUCAAAAUUUACGGGAAAUGGAAACAAGAAUUCGACUUUGAUUAUCAUCGGAUCGGUGCUGUUGAGUGGCUCUGUAUUUGUGAACUUGCUUCUACUCCUCAUUACCUAUUUAAUUUAUAGAAGCUUCCGAUCAAGGGAUUCUAAGUUGUCACGACCAAUCCAGAUCAACCAAGCCACAGGUAUGCAGACUUUCACUUAUCAGGAGCUUCAAGAAGCAACAGAUGAAUUCAAAGAAGAACUAGGUAGGGGUGCUUUUGGAGUAGUGUACAAGGGUGUUCUCAGAUCCGAGGAUACAAACUUCGUGGCAAUAAAAGCGUUGGCGACAAGGAUUGGAGAAAGCGAAAAGGAGUUCGAAAGAGAAGUAAGUGCAAUUAGCCAAACUAACCACAAGAACUUAGUGCAGUUGCUUGGAUUCUGCAAUGAAGGUCAACACCGGCUACUGGUGUAUGAAUUCAUGAGCAACGGCACUUUGGCGGAUUUCCUAUUUGGCACUUCAAGGCCCAGUUGGUACAAAAGAAUAGAAAUUGCCUGUGGUGUUGCGCAAGGGCUCUCUUACUUGCAUGAUGAUUGCACGAGGCAUAUAAUCCACUGCGACAUCAAGCCACAAAAUAUUCUUCUUGAUGGUUCUCUUGCUGCAAAAAUAUCAGACUUCGGAUUAGCUAAACUCUUGAUGGCGAACCAAACACGAACCACCACUGGUCGAGGAACCAGAGGUUAUUUAGCGCAAUGGUUCAGGAAUAUGCCUAUUUCUAGCAAGGUAGACGUUUACAGCUUUGGCAUCUUGUUGGUCGAGCUCAUCUGCUGUAGAAAGAACUAUGAGCCGGAAGCGGAAAUUGAAGCUCAAAUUGUGCUAGUCGACUGGGCGUAUGACUGCUACCACGAGGGGAGCAUACUUAAGCUAGUGGAGAGCGACGAGGAGGCAUCGAGUGACAUAAAGAGGGUGAAAAGAUUUGUGAUGACAGCAUUGUGGUGCAUCCAAGAAGACCCUGCUUUGAGGCCAACCAUGAAGAAAAUCACUCAAAUGUUGGAAGGAGCUGUUGAAGUCCCAGUACCUCCAGUUCCAAGCUCUUUUAUCAAUUCAAUAUGAUUUUUCUUUUUCAAACAACUGCUGUCUGUAAUCU
Molecule: messenger RNA, 2542 nt
Organism: Eucalyptus grandis
Lineage: Eukaryota; Viridiplantae; Streptophyta; Magnoliopsida; Myrtales; Myrtaceae
Product: G-type lectin S-receptor-like serine/threonine-protein kinase LECRK3
Biological process (GO): protein phosphorylation
Molecular function (GO): protein serine/threonine kinase activity; ATP binding
Source: RefSeq, a predicted model, not a curated record